AUGCAACCCCUCCACACAAGUGAUGAGGGACCAAGGACGUGUUCAGUCAGUCUGCUAAGCCUGGCAGAGAUUCCCAUACCAAGUGUGCCUGCGUUCCAGCCGUCCACCCCCAUCCCUGAGCGCCUGGAAGCUGUACAGCGCUACAUCAGGGAGCUUCAGUACAAUCACACUGGGACACAAUUCUUUGAGAUUAAGAAGAGCAGACCUCUGACUGGGCUGAUGGACCUGGCCAAAGAAAUGACCAAAGAGGCCCUGCCAAUAAAAUGCCUGGAAGCUGUGAUCCUGGGAAUUUACCUCACCAACAACAUGACCACGCUGGACCGUUUCCCCAUCAGCUUCAAAACCCACUUCUCAGGGAACUACUUCCGACACAUUGUGCUGGGGGUGAACUUUGGAGGCCGCUAUGGGGCACUGGGCAUCAGCCGACGUGAGGAGCUCAUGUACAAAGCACCCGUCUUCCGCACACUGAGCGAACUCAUCUUUGACUUCGAGGAGGCAUAUCGCCGCUGCUGGCACACUCUCAAAAAGGUGAAGCUGGGCCACUGUGUGUCCCAUGACCCACACAGUGUGGAGCAGAUUGAGUGGAAGCACUCCAUCCUGGAUCUAGACAAGCUAACCCGGGAAGACUUCCGCAAAGAGCUUGAGAGACAUGCCCGUGACAUGAGGCUAAAGAUUGGCAAAGGAACUGGGCCACCAUCUCCCACAAAGGACAGAAAGAAAGAUGUCUCCUCUCCACAAAGAGGUCAGGCCAGCCCUCAUCGGCGCAACAGCCGUGGGGACCGACGGCCAUCUGGUGAGAAGAAGCCUGCCGAUUCCAAAGCCAUGCCAGACCUCAAUGGGUACCAGAUCCGGGUGUGAAGAGAGCUGUGCCUUGUGUGCUUGGCUCCACAGACUUCUUGCUGGCCACAACUGGGACCUGGAUCCACCUGCAGUGAUUCUGACAAAGGGGACAAGGGAGCAGGAGCGGAACAGAAUGCUGAUCUUCCCAGGUACUUCCUAGUGGGCCAGUCCCAGAGCUGGAUCCCAUGGGUCCCAGAGGAUUCACCUGCCUGUUUCUGGGAGAGGUGUCCAUCUUAGUUCACUGAAACAAGUAUUUUUUAAAAAAAAUAAAAAAGAUCUGUACAUUGGUGGGAAUUUGCUGCAGGAAGAAUACAAAAUGAGUGGGGUCAGCAGACGUGCUAUCAAUUUUUUUGCGUUGACAGCAAGUAGAUGAAGUAUCUUGUCAACAGUACUUCUUCCCUGUCUGCACAGAAGUCUUCAACUCAUGCAAGGCCUGCAGGGCUGAGAGAGAAGUGAUUCUG
Molecule: messenger RNA, 1301 nt
Organism: Cariama cristata (Red-legged seriema)
Lineage: Eukaryota; Metazoa; Chordata; Aves; Cariamiformes; Cariamidae
Gene: VASH1
Product: vasohibin 1
Exons: 7
Coding region: 1-858 (285 amino acids)
Biological process (GO): regulation of angiogenesis
Cellular component (GO): cytoplasm
Source: RefSeq, a predicted model, not a curated record